Cylicocyclus nassatus is the source of this 795-nucleotide messenger RNA. The record is from the annotation of a GenBank genome assembly. Lineage: Eukaryota; Metazoa; Nematoda; Chromadorea; Rhabditida; Strongylidae.
AUGCGUCCAAUCAUCCUAUUUUCUAUUUAUUUUGCAACAAAUCUUCACGCUGUGGACAGCAAACGAUCUCAAGUAAGUGGAACGACAACGAAAAUUAGCCAUGUGCAAAAAUACAGCUUUCCGCCUAACAACACUCCUGUAUCUAAAGUGUAUGUCUUUGGAAGACCUGUUUAUGUACGGCAGCCGUUUGUCAUACCGCAGAGGCAGGAUUAUUUACCACGACUUGACAGUCAGGUUCUGCGAGACGAAAAGUCAUUCCAUGGCAACGCAGACAGCUUGUCAGGUGGAGUCGAGCGAACUUUAGUCCAGGAGUCAUUGGUGAAACAAUUUUUCAAGGAGACUGAUCCCCUGCACUAUCAACUGCCAGAGCGACCAUUUCCACCAAGAACCGGCUUUUCCACGACUCCUUCACCUCCAGUAGUAGGAAAGCAAAAGUAUCCUCUACCGCAGUGCUACACUAAUGAUAGCGGAUUUAUGUGCUGCAAUCCGAAACUGGAACAGUUGAUACGUGAUGCUUUUGAUGACUUGUCGUCGGAUCCAAAGUGGCAGACGUGCAACGUCCAGCAGAUAGCAAACGUCUUACAGAAUCGCUCUCAAUCCGUCUUUAACACCGAUUUUGAAGCUCUAGUUGGGCUAGGUGACUUCGCAUCCAAAACGCAUUUUUUCAGCGAUCUUAUCUGUAAGAUAGAAGUGCAAGGAAGAUUUAUGCUUGCUUAUGCAACUCCAAAUCGACAUUAUGUCAGACCAGCACCAUAUGCAGUGGAGCCACAAACAAGCACGAUAGGAUAUGUUUAA